This is a messenger RNA of Biomphalaria glabrata, 2663 nucleotides long. Its product is annotated as receptor for retinol uptake stra6-like. Gene Ontology annotation, biological process: vitamin A import into cell. Bases 102 to 1304 code for a protein of 400 amino acids. The transcript has 11 exons. NCBI's taxonomy places the organism in Eukaryota, Metazoa, Mollusca, Gastropoda, Planorbidae. The record is from RefSeq and is a predicted model, not a curated record. Gene Ontology annotation, cellular component: plasma membrane. Gene Ontology annotation, molecular function: signaling receptor activity; retinol transmembrane transporter activity.
GAAACCCUUUAACAUCGAUUGAAAAAUAAAAUAGAAACAACUUAUAGCAUUGAUCUAUUUUGGAUAUAGGAUUUCGAUUUCCCGCAAGGUUCGUCUCUGUCAUGUUUGUUGGAGGCUGUGUAGUUUAUAUCUUGGCAGUUGAGUUUCUGUUUCUGGCCUUUACUUUUACGAAGUCAAGUCACGAGGGUCUUGAAUACAUAGAAAAUGAAUUAAAUACCAACUGGAAAGAGGAUGCAAAUUGGAAAGAUGCAUUUGAUACCCUUAAACUCAUUUUGGACGUACUACAUCACAUCAUCGACCUAGUUUACUACUCUCUUCUUGUUGCCAUAGCCCUCUCUUGCGCAAUGACACUUGUAAAUAUUUUACACAUGGGUACAUCUUUCAGAAAUAAUCUGUUUAUGUUGUAUAGGGGUGACUAUACAUACAUACCCGAAGCAUCCAAGUUUUCAGCCCAAGGUUUGUGUGUCGGCAAUAUGAAGUUUGCAGGUUUUCAAGUGGCCUAUCUGAUAUGGGGUUUUAUGAUCAUUACUAUAAUACUGUUCAUCAUCUGUUUUUCCAUGGGCGUAUUUAUUUUAUCUCUAAUCUUCGGCUACAUAGACUGGUUGGUGAAUAAAGUGCUGCAAGUCUGGCCUGGAGUCUUAAUAGGCAUAGCACUUGUUAUUAUACAGAAAAUCUUGACCAGAUUUGUCUUUCUUCAAGGCAAUGCCCAACAUUUACUUCUGGAUAACAGACGUUUCUAUUUCAUCACCACUUACUUCAUGUUUUUCUACAACAUCUUCCUGGGAAUAGUCUCAUGUUUCAUGAGGAUUAUCAAAUCGGUAGCUGUUGGGAUUCUACUCCUGGCUCGACUGGACAGUAGUCUAAUGCCUAGAAAAUUUGAGCGUUUUGACCCAGGUUUCAGCGCCUAUAUAGGUUAUAUCCAAAUGGAGAUGGCACAAACACAUCCAGUGGUUCUCGUGUUUAUACAACUGCUGUACACCCUCAGUCGUGAAAGGAAAUCAAUUGGCGUGAUGACAAUGUCAACGAAUGAAAGUGACAUCAUCCUAAUGUCCAGCGAGUCAGAAACUUUACAGGUCGUGAUACCAAUGAAGAAAGUUGUGAGAAAUCGAUCAGCCCAAUUCAACUGGCUUGUUAUCUAUACCCUCCUACAGAACCCAUCGGUGAGAAUGUACAGAAAAGGUUUUAUCCAGUUAAAAAGGAAAGCCGAGAAAGAAGGUCUUAAGAUACCGAUCAGUGACAAACCCAUCACAGACUUUGAUUUGGUCAAACUCCAAGAGGAGAUGGAGAGAGAGAACAAGCCUUGACACAGCAAACACAAACUUUUUUAGUCAUAGAUAUUGAAUUCGAACAAUCAGUCUCAUAUCAGAACGUGUUAUAUAAUUAGCAUUGCAUUCAUGUCUUGGUUUGAAAGGCAUUUUAUCAACUCUGUUAAAGACAAGUCUACAUAUCUGGACACUACUGUCUACAGGCAAGUCAACGGGCAGCGGCUUGUGUUCAUUGUAUACUUUGAUAGCAUGUUAACUAAAUGCACACAUGUCUAUGACAUCUAUUAUGUGAAUACACUUUGAACCAGAUUCCUUCUUUCUGCACUCGUUUCUGUUGAAUCAUACCUUUGUAUCAUUGCACAUUCACACCACGCUCUUCUCCGACCGUACCCGCCGUCCCAUUGUGUUAGACAAGCUCGUUGAAUACCGAACGUUCAAUGAAAAAAAAAAACACCACUCCCUACACUAAUCUAACAUCUUCCCUAUUAUAAAUCAUAGACAUCAAUUCAAUAAAACUAAUUACCAUUUUCUUGUAUAAGAAGCAAACAGCAAGAUCCAUCAGAAAAUUCAUUGUAAUAAUUAUUUUCCAGAACAUUCAUUUUGUCAAAUUUUCAACAAUAUUUGCAUUCGUUUCGUAUGUCUGUACUACAAAUAAACUUAACACUUCCUCAUACGAGAAUACCUUCACCCAAUCCUAGCUUUAAAAAUCUAGGAAUACAAGAGCUUAUUAUUUCAGCUUCCACCAAAAGAUUUGAUUAUCACAGCUUCAUCCUAUUUUCAUUCUUCUAUUUAACUGAAAGAGAUCACUUGGGAUUUAUACAUUUACACAUAGUAAUGACACAACAUCACGAGAACUAUUUCAAUGCUCAUUGUACCAACUGGUGUCAAAUACUUUCUUUGUAUUGUAUUGUAUAAUUUUACAUGUUUAAAAAAAAACAAAACAAAAAAAUCUUUAGCUUUAAAUUCAAAUUUUUGACAUUUUCCACAAUCUGUUCGUUUGAUAGCAUGUUUCCAGCGAUAUAGUAACCUAAAUAUGUAUGCCUCUUUCUGACCACUUCAAAAUAUGUCGACUCAAUACAAGAACAGGACAAGAAGGAUAUUUAUCCCUGCAUCCUCCAAGCACUUUGCUAUCCCAAACAUAUGAGUUGAUGAACUCCAGUGUGAGAAAACAAUGCUGCCAUAUCUUUCACUUUGUACCUGUAGUUCUUCAAUAACUACAUUAUAAGAUUGUAUUUUUUACUUUUGAUACAAUUAAUCAUCAGAUGGUGGACUACUUUAGCACUGCGAUAUUUUGUUGUUACGUUUCUGUUUUCCAUUUCAUUUAGAUUGUCUCAGUUACUGUAAAUGCUCAAAUGUGGUCAGAUUUUGAGGAGCUAAUAAAAAUCUGGUGCAACUGUA